Messenger RNA from Pogona vitticeps (central bearded dragon), 1546 nucleotides. NCBI's taxonomy places the organism in Eukaryota, Metazoa, Chordata, Lepidosauria, Squamata, Agamidae. The record is from RefSeq and is a predicted model, not a curated record.
AUGCUCUCCUUGGAUGCUUUUUAUAUAGUGAGUUUCCCCAUCCCACCCCUCAGUUCUAGUUCGCUUGACUUGAUUCUGGCUGCUGAGGCCAAGCAGAGUGCCACCCUUGGGGGGGGCGACUUCUCUUCUGCCCUUGACCCCUCCUGUCCCACACAGGUGCUGGGUUGCAUGUCCGACCUCCCAGACGCCAGCUGCCAGCGGCUCCUGGAGCAGCUGAUGGGUUUUUUCCGCUUCUACCACGGCCCCGUUUGCCAGGCCUACCAGGAACAAGCAAAGGAGGAGUUGGAUCAGGCUUGGGAGAGGACCACGGAGCACCUGCAGCGUAAAACCACCGACCUCCACCGGAUCUUCGGCUCCCUCUGGGCCUUGGAUAAAACCAAAGUCGACCCACUCCUGCUGCUGAAGGCUGCCCUCAUCCUCCAGACCUGUCAGCGGACUCCCCUCGUGCGGGCCGGCUGCAUCCUCUACCAGGGACGGAUUGUCAGCACUCAGCUCCCACCCAACCUGGCAGCCUGGGUUCUGCUGCAGGAGACCAAGCCAGACCCAGAGGGCGAGACGGAGGAGGUGGAGGAAGGGAGCCCCCCGGCGCCUCGAGCGGAGCCUCCUUUGCCUCAAGGGGUCCAGAUCUCCCCCGUUUAUCUCUUGGAAGAGGAAGCAGCCGCCCUCCGGGAUUCCCCUGUGGAGUGGAUGCCCAGGAGCAGCAACAGCAGUGCUCAGGGAGGCCCGGCUGGCAGCGAGGACGGCCCAGCCUGCCCAGCCUCGGCUGAGGACCAGCCAGGGGGGCCGGCGCUGGUGCAGAUGAUGCUGUACGUCCACCGGGUCCGGGGCUUGGCGCUUUCCCUGCUGGCGGAAGAGCACUUUGCAAAUGCCCGAGCCUCCAUCGAGGACGUGUAUCACAGCACCCUGGCUUCUCUGAAUGGCCUGGAGGUCCACCUGAAGGAGACCCUCCCGAAGGACGGCCCCUCCUCCACCAAGACCAGCUACACCUUCGCCCACUACGACUCCGUUCAGAACAUCCUCACCACCAACAUCCUGCUGACCACCAGCCCACAAGACCGGCCUUUCCUCAGGGCGGCCAGCCUGGUCCACACCACCUUGGAGCAGCUGCCCAGCGCUUCGGAAAUGACCGUCAGGAACGCUGCCACGGCCGUCUACGCCUGCCGGAACCCCGUCCAGGAGACCUACUUCCAGCAGGGGGGCUCCCCGCUCCGCCACUCGGGCGUCCCCAACCCGCACGACAGCGCCUUCGGACUGCCCGCCAAGGCCAAGCAGAAGCUGCUGAAGCACGGGGUGAACCUCCUCUGAGCCGGAGAAUGGGUGGGCGCCCCCCCCCCGGAGGAGAAGGGUUUCCAGUCACAAAAGGUCACCAGCCCUCCGGGACCCUCCGGUGUUGCCCACAAGAGCUUUGGGUGUUUUUCGCGGAGGGGGUCUUUUGGACGCGUUGAGUCCUCCUCUCUCCCCCCCAGCUCCAAAGAGCCCUCUCCCCUCCUGCCACCGGGCACCCCUGCGCUGCCGCUGUGUGCCUUGAAGUGGACCCCCCCCCACA